AUGGCACAGAGAAAUGAUCCGAUACAUCGGCGUGUGAGAAGCAACCCAUCUCGGCAUAAUAAUUAUUACGACGAAAGACCCAUGUCGCUGGAACUUGAAACGGAUUUUACGAAUACAGAAACGAAAUUAGUCGUUUUGGACUUCCUCUCUUCACAACCUAUUGAGCAUUUAACAGCGAGAAAUGCUACCAGAAGAAAGACUGUAAGUUUUGACGACAGACACCGAAAAAGCUCUCUUGGGAAAAGCAGUAGCCUCGGCAGUAGCGAUGGCUCGAGCCAUGAAGCAUACAGAAGUCGCUAUGCGAAAUUGGCAAAAUCAGGAAAGUCGCUCAGAAAACAAUAUUCACUGCGUUUGAAAAGAGAUUUAGAUGAGUAUCUGAAACUUCGUGGAAAAUCGAUGGACGAUUUAUCGGAUCCACCCGGUACACCAGCCGGCUCUUGGGACGAGGGUAUGGGUGAAUACCAACACCAACGGUCCUACACAGAGGGGGAGACCUAUUUCAGGUUACGGUCCAGAUCCCCUAUCAGAGCUCAGUCGCAAUCCGCCGACUCCCCAAAGCCGCGAAGAAAAAUUUCCCGGGAAUUGAAAGAGGGGAUUACGGACUUUAAUAUAGAAUCUUUGCGACAUGUUGAAGUCGAGGAGGUCAGUGUUUUAACGGAAAGCAUGGAUGAUAAUAUUGUUCGGUAAAUAUGAUGAUGUUUUAUUUAUUUUUUUAUUUAAUUUAAAAUUAAAGAUCCGGUACAAUUCCAGGUCUUAAAAUAUUCACAGACAUUGUCCGACCGAUUUGUGAAAUUGUCCGACGUAGAGAGGAAGACAUCGGACAUUCUGUCUGAUCUAAGUGAAACUGAGGUUUGUCGGACCUGAGUGAAUUCGUGUCCGACCUAACUGUGUUAACUAUUUAUAUUUAUUAUUCUAUUUAUUAUUUAAGAACUAAUUUUUGAUAACUGUAUUAUUUUUUUUUCAAAAAGGGCAAAAUAUAUUUAUUUAUUAUUUAUUGUAACUUUUUGUCCAACGUAAAUCAAAAUGUACCCUAGUCAAGGACUAGAGGCUCAUACGUUAAUUUAAAUGGCCGAGAAUCAGAAUAAUGUAUAAAAAGUGAACUGGAAAUAUGUAAGUUCUUUGAAAUAUGUAAUCAAGUGCAGUGUUUUCACCGUGGGUUCGGCAAUUCAUUGCCAAGAUUCAAAUGACUUUUCAAAAUUGUGCUGGUAUUGAUUUGUGUCUGCAUUCAGACAUAUUUCCAAGCCAAACUGAACUCGAAGUACGGUAAUCAGACAUCACAAUGCAUAUGUCUGACCCAAACUAAAAGUUAUUGAAAAUUUUAUCAGACGGUUCUCUGACGGAUAUUUUAAGGUCUGACAGUGACACAGUUUUGACUUGUUAUUUAUCUCGUCUUUUUUUCCAAACAAUAUUUAUUAUAGCCUAAUUUGAUUUUAAAAUAGCAUUUUAAUAUAAAAUCCUGCUUCAUUUUAGGUCCAGACGUCACAGACCAGAGAGUCUAGAACUUCCCUGUCAUCAAGAACGCCGGCUUUCCCCAGUCCUCUCUCCUGAAAGUCAAGUUGCGGUCAGACUUGAAAUGAUAUCGCAAGAGAUACUAACAAAGUACCCAGAUAUUUUUGACGAGCAAAUUUCACGAGUAAGCCUACAAGAUUUAACGUACGAGAAAUUUGCUUCUGUCGCUCGCAAAGUGAUCGAGAAACACCCUGGAGGUUGGACACGGAUUGCCUUGGUUUGUUACUUCGCACGCGAACUCGCGUUAGAAGAUGAAUCCACGGAUGAUCAGCUGGACAAUUUGGUCAGCUUUAGUUCCAAGUUUAUAUCAGAGACAAGCGCUGAGUGGAUUGCUAGUCAGGGAGGAUGG
This is a messenger RNA of Paramuricea clavata, 1858 nucleotides long. Lineage: Eukaryota; Metazoa; Cnidaria; Anthozoa; Malacalcyonacea; Plexauridae. The record is from the annotation of a GenBank genome assembly.